Eublepharis macularius is the source of this 3343-nucleotide messenger RNA. It is a transcript of the gene ANKRD46, whose product is annotated as ankyrin repeat domain 46. Bases 212 to 898 code for a protein of 228 amino acids. The transcript has 5 exons. The record is from RefSeq and is a predicted model, not a curated record. NCBI's taxonomy places the organism in Eukaryota, Metazoa, Chordata, Lepidosauria, Squamata, Eublepharidae. Gene Ontology annotation, molecular function: protein binding.
GCGCAGGAGGCGGAGUCUUUGGCUGCCCGCGGCCCGGGAGGGAGGCCGGACGGAUCGGCUUUCGCGGUUCUUCGGGGCAAGGUUUCUGCAGGAGGUUACGGUGUGCCAUUGGAACAAGUUUAACAAUCCCAUGACUGUAGCUGUUCACCUACUGGCAGCAGGACUGGACAUUUUCUUAAUGCUUGGUACCUCUUCCAGCUAAAGAACAGCCAUGUCCUACAUUUUUGUCAAUGAUUCCUCGCAGACAAAUGUGCCUCUGCUACAGGCUUGCAUCGAUGGCGAUUUUAACUACUCAAAGAGGCUGCUAGAGAGCGGCUUUGACCCGAACAUCCGUGACAGUCGGGGUCGAACAGGUCUCCACCUGGCUGCAGCUAGAGGCAACGUUGACAUCUGUCAAUUGCUCCACAAAUUUGGUGCCGAUCUUCUGGCUACUGAUUACCAAGGUAACACAGCCCUUCAUCUCUGUGGGCAUGUGGAUACCAUUCAGUUCCUAGUCUCCAAUGGACUCAAAAUAGAUAUAUGUAAUCACCAAGGUGCGACUCCUCUGGUGUUGGCAAAGCGAAGAGGUGUGAAUAAGGACGUGAUCCGCUUGCUGGAGUCUUUGGAGGAGCAAGAAGUGAAAGGAUUCAACCGAGGAACCCACUCAAAGCUAGAAACCAUGCAGACGGCCGAAAGUGAGAGUGCAAUGGAAAGCCAUUCCCUUCUCAACCCGAACCUGCAGCAAGGUGAAGGAGUUCUCUCUAGCUUCCGAACGACAUGGCAAGAGUUUGUGGAGGAUCUUGGCUUCUGGCGAGUGCUGCUCCUCAUCGUUGUGAUAGCCCUGCUGUCCCUCGGGAUUGCCUACUAUGUUAGCGGGGUGCUGCCUUUUGUAGAGAACCAGCCCGAACUGGUGCAUUAGAUAUGUUUGUCAACAAACAGCAUCCUUACUGUUAUUUUUAGCUUUUCAUGUUUGUUUUCCUUCAGCACAAGCAGUGGCUGCCGUAUGUAUUGUUGGCAUUUAUAUAUACAUUCCUGUUUGUAGUAGCCCUUUUGGAAGAAGGAUGUGUUAAUUUUGGCUAGACAGCACUAAAUUCUGAGGCAUUCCUAGGACACCUCUGACGUCUUGUCUUGGAAACAAAAGUAGUUAGUAGCAGUCUCUGCCAAUAUAAUGAUAUAGAGGGCCACAGAUACUCAUAUCUGGACACAGAACUAAGUCACCAAGUAUUUAUCUUUUCCUUAAAUUUCUCUUGAAAUGUCACCAGUCUUUGUUUUCAGUUCAAGAAUACAGCAUAAUUUUAUCCAGGUUUAUUUGACAAUAUUAACAAAUCUUGUAAACUGAUCAUGCUUUAAGGUUUGCCAAAAGAAACAUCUGGUAUCAUUUGUCUUUUAAAUGCAGGGUUGUUGUUGUUUUUUAGUAGGGGAAACUUUUCUGACAAAUUGAUGAAAAGCUGUCUAGCGAUCUGGAUUUUUUUUUUUUUGCAGUAUUCUGUAACCUUUAUUUGCGUCAGAUGUUAACCUUUUAGGUGUUUAAUAUGCUCCGGGAAAGGAGUUUUUAUCCUAAUAAAGUUCCAUUAGAAGAUUAGAAAGCAUAAUGGUGAAAGGUUUUAUGUGGCUCUAAUCUUCACUUCUUUCAAACUGCACUUAAAAGCCACUGAAUGGGUUGGAUCCUAUGGCUGGAAGAGAGCUCUGCCCCUGGCAGAAUGGGUAUGUGGGAUCCAGCACAACGUCCUAACAUUUUAUAUACGGCAUCGUAGUGCACAGAGACUGAAAUGAGACCUAGACUUACUGCUGGCAAGGUCUCUUAUACACCGUCUAUACGCCUAGCAGGCCUAGUGAAAGUCUCAUAAAGCAUAUGGCGUAUGUUAGGUAGCUUAGCUCACAUGUGUUCAGUGUGCAGGAGGGUCAGUCAGACAAAGGCUUCCCCCAGCACAGAAUUCUGUGUAUUGUGUGGGCAUGCAAGCCCCCACCCCACCCCCCACCCCAGUUGUGAUGUCCUGGCAAGAGGAAGAAUUGUGGCUUUUACAACUGCAACUUGGGUGAACCCAAACAGUUAGACAUUUUUUAAAACAGCGAAUAUUGAAUCAGAUAAGUAGCAAGGAUACCCUGUGCUAGUUUCGUGCUCUUUGUGUUUGUUUUUCUGAUAAUUGUCUUGAGAAGAUGGGUUGGGAGGGGCUUUCUUUAGACUUCUAAAAGUUUUUAGCUCCCGUGUUUUUCAGCUAACGGCUAUGAAAACAGGUAAUUUGUUCCCCAUACACUCUCUGAAAACGAUCCAGCCAAAGUUAAGCAUGUGCAGGUACCCAAUGGUUUUGAAAAUUUAGUGUUUUUCCAUUGCAGUUUGUUGGCGGUAAAAGUGCUUAAGCUUUGGAUCGUUUCCAGGUAAUGACUGGAUCCCACAGAGGAUUUGCAUAGGUGAGAUUUCCCUCGCCCACUACAGAUGUUGGACUCUUCUUCAGGGGGGGGGGGUUUCUCCUUUUCAUCAAGAGCAGUUGGGGGGUGGGCAUAUUUUGGGCUGCAGUUGUACAGAAAUAAGAGUAUACAUAGAAAUGAGGGUACACCCUUCAAACAUUAUCAUUUUAACUCAGUUUCAGAAAAUUGGGAAGGACGUGAUUAUUGUUUUCAUAAAAUAUUGUGAGUAUUGUUACCAUAUUGGGAAGUUAUUUUAAUAAAUAUUAGAAAAAAUACUCCAGAGUGAAAACGGUAAUUGUGCACUUUUAAAACGAUACAUUUUGAACCAGGCAGCAGGAGCAGGGAGGAAGAAGCAUGCCCCACCCCUCAGCUGGUCUGCAGCAUUUCUGCCCAUUAAACUUUAAAGCGACAUUAUUAGCUGUGGGACAUCAAUUGCCCAUAGAAAAUAAUGGCCGAGUAAAGGGCAGAAGUGCCGUGUACCAGCCACAGCUCACUCACUCCUCCCUAGCCACUCCUGCUGCCCUCUCUUCCAAUAUUACUGGGAGUGGAAAUGGUAGGGAAGCUUUCCACUAUUGGACAUUGCCUAUCCAAACCCAGGAACUUUUAUUUAUUUUAUUUAGUUGAGAGUAUACAGCUGCAUAAUCCCAGAUGGAAUCCCUUCCAUCCAUUUCUGAUGGAUCUAAGCCGAUAUCAAGAAUGCCCCCAAAGAGGGUUGCAAAGGACCUCAGAACAUGUGAAAUGUGUUACAGACACUUUUAAAAGUUAGGGAACGAUCAUCUAAUUAUGUUAUGUAUUCAUAGGUAAGCAAUGAAAUGCCUUUUUAAAAAAAGCAAAUGUGUAUUUUGUGUCUUAAUUUUGCAUUACCUUCCAUUUUGUGCUGUUGUUUAUAACUUUGAAUUGCAUUCUAAACAUAAAUAGAUGUAUUCUAAUAAAUGUGUAUCAACGAGCUGCAUGUACA